AUGGUAUCAUCUUCGAUGAUUAACGGUGAUAUACCACUUGCAAAAAAUGCAUGUGUUAUUAGGCCGAAAGUUAAUGUAAAUCUACAUAUAUCCUUAAAAAAUAGAAAGAAUGCAAAGAACGGUGCCGCAAAUGUUUCUCAUAAUUUACAAAGACAUGUUGAAAAGCGUAUUAACGAAAGAUCGCUGUAUUAUGCUGCUAAGGAAAAAUACUAUAGAAACAAAGGAAAGAAAUAUGAUAAACUUCGUCAAAGUGUUGAAUGUGGGGAAUCCCAUAUAUUGAAAGAAUAUUAUCAUUCACGUAAUCGAGUUAAAAGAUGCUCAAGAAAGCAUAAGAAGCAUAAUUAUGAAAAAUGUUCCGUGUGUAAAAGUCUUGUACAACGAUAUCUUGUAUUAGGGGAAAAUGCCAAUGAAAUUGUUGAAAAAAUUAAUGAAAAGACAAAUGACAGUAUGUGCAAUUCGAUUUGUAACGCAGAUCGAAAUUCCAAAAUGAACGAAUUGAUCAAAGGAGAAGUCGAAGAAAACUAUAGUACAACUAAACGGAUUACACCGGCGGCACCAGUUCGAAAAUUUGAUAUUGCUGAAAAUAUUAAAAAUGAUGAUGUCACUAGAUUGUCAAAAAAUGAGUCAAAUUUGGAUAUUAACAAUGAAAAAGAUUUGAAUUCUUAUAAUUUGUCAAACAUGAAACAUAUUGUACUUUCACAUGAUAAGAAAUUAGGGGACACUUAUAUUAUAUCGAACAAAGAUAUACCUGAUUUAGAAAAUAGAGUAGAACAAAAAGACAAUAGUUAUCAAUUGGUUAAGUGCGAGAAUCAAUCUAAUGACAUAUCAACAAAGGAAUACAUGUACACAAUUUUUGCUGACCUCAAUGUUUCUGAAAUGAUAGAUUUGAUGAAUGGAAAACCAUCGAAUAUCACACCUGUUAAGGAAGAACAACCACAAUUCAAUAUUGCUUUAGAUGAAAUAGAAAAAAAAAUUAGUAUAAAAAAGUUGGCUGAUCAAUCACUUAAUUCAGAAAAUUGCAUAGUAGAUGAUAAGAAAUCUGUGAAAUUAGAAAAAAAAAGAAAGUUGAAGAAAAAAGCUUCAAAUUUAGUUAAGCUUUCUGAAGAAGGUGAUGUUGAUAAUGAAUCAAAUUGCUCAAGUAAAAGUUCUGGUAGUUCAUCACGUUGUUUUAAAAGAGGAAAAACUAUAUUAAAAGAGAAAUCGUCGUCGAGUUGUUAUAAUAGUGAUAAUAAUAAGUUUACUCAGGUUGAAAAAAAAGAACUGAAGGAAAAGAAAUCAUAUAAAAAUAAGUAUGCCUCAAAUGAAUUAAUUGGUUCAAAAAAUCACCAGUUUACCAAAAAGACAUUUGUUUCUAGAAAUCUUCAAAUUGCUAAAGAAAUUUAUAAUAAAGAUGAAACUUUAAAAAACAAUAAGACUAUGAAAAAUAAUAUUAAUAGUAAUUCUGAAACAAUAACAUCAUAUGAGAAGGUUGAGAAUGGAAAAGAUGUAUGUGACUCAUUUAAGUUAUCUAAUCAAUCAACAGCAUUAGGAAGUAGUACGGUAUUAGGAAAAUAUAUCCCUUUGGAAAUAUAUCAAAAAGAAAAAUAUUGUUGCAAACAGUUAGAGAGAGAAGUUGCUAGAGAGGAUGAAAUUGUUAUUGAGGAUGAAAUUAUUAGUGAGAAUGUAAUUGUUAUUGAGGAUGAUAUUAUUAGUGAGAAUGAAGUUACUAACGAAGAUGAAAUUACUAGUGAAAAUGAAAUUGUUAGUGAGAAUGAAGUUGCUAGUGAAAAUGAAAUUGUUAGUGAGAAUGAAAUUGUUAGCGAAAAUGAAAUUGUUAGUGAGAAUGAAGUUGCUAGUGAAAAUGAAAUUGUUAGUGAGAAUGAAAUUGCUAGUGAGAAUGAAAUUGCUAGUGAAAGUGAUUGCAGUGAUAAAUCUGACUUAGGACACCAUUAUAACGAUGAGAAAUUAUUUUAUGAAAGCUAUAAAUUAAAAGAUAGUGAUGCAAAGAAAAUCGAUGAUGAACAACCAGAGGGAGAAACACCUAUAAAAAUGGGUAAGAGCGACAAAAUUAAAGAAACCAAUCAUUCUAAUACAAAGAAAGCUCAUGUCAAUAAUUUAACACAAGAAGAACACCGUAGAUUACUUGAAUAUUAUGACGGAAAAUUGCCAUCAACAUUUUAUAACGAGGAAAAUUUUGAAAACCCAUUUAAAGCAAACGACGAAGGUUCAGAAGAACCAGAUUAUUCAAAUUUAUUUUUGGGCUCUUUUGAUAUUAAUAAGAAAGAUGAAAUUGAAGAAAAUUCAGCUAUAGAGUCAAGCAAUAACAAAUUUACUAGUUCCUUUUUUCCAUCAAGUUUUUUUAAUUCAGAUGAACCUAUUAUUGCUAAUGAAAUAUUUGGAUUACCCAAUACUGAGAAUAAUGAUGUAGAUACACCUGUAAAAUUUAAAAAUUCAUUUGAAACUACAAAAGAUAAUUUAAAUACAAAGAAAGAUAAUAAUAAUAAUGCAGUAGAAAAAAAAGAUAGACAAAUUAUUAAAGAAGAAAAAAAUUAUUCACGUAAAAGAAGUAAAAAUAUUAUAUUUGAUGAAUCAUCACCACAAAGUAAUAAGAAAUUUAAAUACUCCAAUAAUUAUAUGAACAUUAAUAAUGUAGUAGAAAAAAACGAUGAUCAAGAUACUCAAUAUGAAGAAGAAAAAAGACAAAAUUUACUUAAAAACACACGUGCUAAAUCAUAUAGUUCAAUAAUUAAAAAAAACUGCAAGCUUAUGUCUUAUGGACAAAAUAAGGAUUACGAUAGUAUGCCAAAAACAAGUAUUAAAAAAAAGGUUAGAUUUCAAAAAGAAGUGACAAUAAUACCUAACUUACCCCUCAAAAAAAAUAAUAUCGAUUUUCCUAAUUUAAUUAAUGAAAACAAUAAUAUGCUUAUUUCUUAUGAACAAAAUAGAAAUAUUAAUAAUGUAAUAGAAAGACAGGGUAAUCAAAAUGUUUCAAUUAAAAAAGAAAUAAAAAUUAAUCCAUCGAAAUUGGAUAAUGUGAAUAAUAAUAUUAUGAAUUUAAAUAUUGUAACUAAGAAUAAUGCCAAAAAUAAAUAUAUGAAUUCGGUUAAUGAUACGUGCCAAAAUAGAGAAAUAUGUACUCCUAUCCAUAUGACCCAUAAAAAUAAUAACGAAAUAUUCAAAAGUAGAGAAACAGAAAGCCUUAGUAAAUCGUUACAAAAAAGAGACAUGUAUAUAAAGCAAGGGUUGUAUAAAGAUAUCGGAAUGGAUCUUAUUAAUGUAGUACAUAAACUUAGAGAAGAAAAAGCCAUUAGUGAACAACAUGAAGAGAAAAAAAUUGAACCCACUAAUGAAUUAUCCAAAAAUACAGGGAUUGAUUCGAAUGAUGAAGCUUCAAUAACAACAGAAUUUAAAACUGUUGAUGAAAUACUUGCAGAGAACGAACGUCGAAUUCUUAAUUAUUAUGCAAUGUUAGACAAAGCUGAAGCCAUUAAGAAAGAACAAGAAAUUAAAAAUAGUGCUGAUAAAAUUUUAAUAAAGAAAGAACAAGAAAUUAAAAAUAGUGCUGAUAAAAUUUUAAUAAAGAAAGAACAAGAAAUUAAAAAUAGCACUAAUGAAAUUUUAAUAAAGAAAGAAAAAGAAAUUAAAAAUAGUAUUGAUAAAAAUUUAAUAAAGAAAGAAAAAGAAGAACAUAUUGUAGUUAACAAUAAUAAUUUAAGUCCUUUAAAUUCAAGAAAACGAGCACUUAGUGAGAAACCUACGCCACCAAAAAAAUAUACAAAGAAAAUACUGAAAAGAAAUGUAAAUAAGAGUGCCUCAUGUUCACCAUCUCAAAGCCGCCAUUCUUUAUCUGAUAAUAAAAAUAUAUAUGCCAAAAAUGACAUGAAAGACAUAAAAACGCUAGAAAAAUCCAAUAAUGUAAACGACCAUAACGAAAAUAGUCAUUAUAGCGAAGGUGGUGCUACAGAUUCGUCUGCCGCAGCACAGUCGUCAGUAGAUAAAAUGUAUGAAAGAUACCUUAAAUAUGCUGGUACCAAACGAGAUUGGGAAAAUAGAUUUGUCGAGGGUAAAUCAAAUCCAUUUAGUAAUGGCCAACCGUACCAUAACGAUAUAUUAGAAAAGCAUACUUCCUGUUUAAUAUCGGAACGAACACAAAGACAUUUAGAAAAACGAUCGUAUGAAUUUCAAAAACAAAAAGAAAGAGAAAGAAUGAAUCGAAAUUCGACAAGACCCGUAGUAGAAGCUCCUAAAGUUAAAGAGUAUAAUUGUAAAGUACUUACAGAAUAUUGGGAUUGGGAUAAUGAACAAACUAAAGAAUUUUGGAGUUGGGAUAAGAAAGAUAAUUUAAAUUUUUGGAACAUGGAUUAUGACAAUGCUAAAAAAUUUUGGAUGUGGGAAAAAGAAAAGCAAGAAACAUGCGAAAAUAUAUCAAAUAACACAAUGAAUUUAGAAAAUGAAGAUAUAUUAAAUAUUAUAAAAGAAAUUAUAGAAUCUCGAAAUAUCAACAUCCCAACUACAAAUACCCAAAAUCUCGAAAAAAAUAUAGACAUAUCAACAAGUACCCCAAUUCUAGAAAAAAAUUAUAUGCCACAAAAAAAUAUUCCCAAAACACCAAAAAAUACUCCAACACCACCAAAAAAUAUUCAAACAACACCAAAAAAUAUUCCAAAAACACCAAAAAAUACUCCAACACCACCAAAAAAUACUCCAACAUCAAAAAAAAAUACUCCAACACCAACAAAAAAUACUUCAACACCAACAAAAAAAUAUUCAAACAAUAUCAGAAAAUAA
Molecule: messenger RNA, 4767 nt
Organism: Plasmodium yoelii
Lineage: Eukaryota; Apicomplexa; Aconoidasida; Haemosporida; Plasmodiidae
Product: conserved rodent malaria protein, unknown function
Exons: 1
Coding region: 1-4767 (1588 amino acids)
Source: RefSeq, a predicted model, not a curated record